This is a messenger RNA of Sus scrofa (pig), 1667 nucleotides long. The record is from RefSeq and is a predicted model, not a curated record. Lineage: Eukaryota; Metazoa; Chordata; Mammalia; Artiodactyla; Suidae.
CCAUGAUGCAGGGCCUCCAUAUGGUUUGUGGGGUCCCGGUUCUGGGUACAAAGUAUCCAUUAAGCAUGGCUGAUUUCCCCACUGAGCUGAUGGCUUCUGUGGGAUUCCAGGGGUGGACUGGCUAAUUUCAAGACCCCUACUCUCCGCAGAGCAAUGGUGGACUCCUCUGGGAGUUUAAGAGUAGAAGUAGCUGGGGAGGCCUGAGGACAACAUUUAUGUUAAUGGGCAUCUAGAGAGGUGCCCUAAGCAGGAGGAGGCAGGUCAGUGUGGGCCUGAUGGGCAGAUAGAGUGUUCCUCCCACCCUCAAUGAACCAUAAGAAGUGACAGGGCCUGUGGGGGCAAGACUGGCAGGCCCUGAGCUCCAGUUGAGCAAGUUUCAAGUCUCCACCAUCAGAACAGCCCUCAACCCCUAUGAUUUCCAGGUGCAGCUUGGCCCAGCCCAGUCCUGGCUGCUGCCUCCAGGGCUUAUGGAGGUUUCCCCAGUCAGUGUUUGCUCAGAACCCCGGACCAUUGUGCCUUUGGAGAGGUCUAUGAGGAACAGGGAUAUUGCCUCCAGGAACUGCCUGCUAAACUGCAGUGGACCCACCCAAGUGGCCAAGAUGGGGGACUUCAAGAUGGCAAGAGAUACCUACAGGUUAGGUCUUUCAGGGUGCUGCUCUGGGAGACCUUCUCACUGGGCUACAAGCCCUACCCUGGGUGCACCAAUCAGGAAGUGCUGGACUUUGUCUCAAAGGGGACAGAAGGACUCUCCCAGGGGCUGUCCAGGCCUGUGUGAGUAUGGAGUGCUGCCUCGGGUGGGAGGUCUUUCACAGCCAUGGGCAGGCAUGAACUUUGCCUCUCCUCAGGUACCAUACACAUCACCAUCCAGUGUUGGCAGCACCAGCUUGAACUCCACCCAUUUUUCCAGCAUCUCGGAGCACCUUCCACGCUGCACUCAGGACUCUGAUGUGCUGAAUUCACCCCUUCCGAUGGAACUGGGGCCCAUCCUAAAGGAGGAAGGGACUGAGCAGCCCAUCUUUGAGGGGCCCAAGAUUCCCACAGACCCGGGAAUGAGUGUGGAGUGCAUAAAAGAGCUGAGGAGGAAGCCUCCUUAGCCCCUGGCUGCCCUAUGGCCUCAAGCCCCCCAAAUCCAGGGGUCUCCAACCUCAGAACCUCUGGUUCCCACCUGUGGUUCCUGGGCCCCAAAGGGCCCUGAGGGUGAGGACUCUGGUGCUGAUGUAGUAGUUCCUCCUUGCACUCCUCCCUAGGCUUCUAGGUGGCUGGUUUCUAAGUAGCCUCGGUGCCCACAGUCUGCUGCCUGUCGGGCCUGUCUCAGAGCCGGCCUAGCACCGCUGAACUUUCCACCCUGGAAACCAGCCUCAGGCCUCCUGAGAAAGCCUGGCCACUCCCAGCCUUUGAUAUUUGGGACCAGAGGCUACCUUCCUCCACCACUACUUCCUGCCCCCCCCCCCCGGGGGGGGGUAGGUGGGAGUUGAAAUUGCCUCCUGCAGGAAGCCUUUGCUUGAUUGCCUUUACCCAUGGGCAGCCUCCAUCUGGGUGGUCCCCACCCUGCAGAGCCUCUAAUAAGAGCUCUUCUCAUAUCCUUCAGUGAUCUGGGUGCAUGUGACGGAUGCUAGCGAACUGAGAAAGAGGGGGACUGGAGGAGGGAGGGAUGAGGCUUGAGUCAA